Amborella trichopoda is the source of this 1617-nucleotide messenger RNA. RefSeq lists its product as uncharacterized. NCBI's taxonomy places the organism in Eukaryota, Viridiplantae, Streptophyta, Magnoliopsida, Amborellales, Amborellaceae. Gene Ontology annotation, molecular function: actin binding. The record is from RefSeq and is a predicted model, not a curated record.
GCAACUUUAUUAUUCAAAUCGAUGGAACCUACCCGAUGGCCCGAAACGAUCCAAUUGGCUUCGUUCCACUCUCUCGGAAGUGGACUCACAAACGAAGGAAAUGCUGAAGCUAAUAGGCGAAGAUGGUGAUUCUUUCGCACAAAGAGCCGAGAUUUACUUCGAGAGGAGGCCCCAACUUAUUGAGAUGGUUGAAGAAUUACAGAAGUCUUAUUGUGUUCUUGCCGAACGCUAUGAUCGCCUGAGAUCAGAGUCUGCAAAAUUUCAUCACGACCAAAUGCUUAAAAACUCGAUUAAAAUUGAUGAUUCUGAUGGUUUGAAUACAGCCAAGUCUACGAAGAACUCUAAUGCAUCUAGUUCAGCUGAAUCCAUGCUAGAAGAUCCUGAGUUCAAAGAGAACGAAUUGAGUGUUAGGUGCACGAAAGUGGAGAGAAAUUUAAAUGGCAAUGUUUCAAAAGCAUGUGAUUACAAGAUAAAGGACAUUAGUCGCGUGCAUUCUUCGAAGAGUGAGAAUGGUGCGUAUUUGUACAAUUCGAAGAAAGAGGUUGAUGAUCUAGUGCAUGAAGAGAUCAAAAUAUGCACCCACUCCCCAAAAGUAGAGAGAGGCUCAAAUACUGAUGAUUCAAAAGGGUAUGAACCAAAGACAGAGAGAAACCGCUCCACAUACGGUUUAAACGGAGAGAAUGGUGACUCUGAUAAUGAUCCAAAGGGGGAGACUGGUGACUCUGCAUGUGAUGUGAAGAGAGACGCAGUGAAACUUACAAAUAAUUUGGAAUGUGAGAACAGAGCACAAGAGAAUGAAGAGAUUGAAAAAAGGAUGCAGUACUGGAAAGAAGAGAGGGAAUCAGAUCUUGAUGCUUUGUCAUUGAAUGAAUGCGAUGUCAAGAGAAACAGCAACAGCUCUGAGUAUGGUUCAAAGAGAUAUAAUGGUGAUUAUGCAUACCUGAAAGAGAGAGAAUCAUAUCCUGAAUUGAAAGUAGGUGACUCCAAGGGAGAGGGCCACGAUUCUACAUAUGCUACAUAUGCUUCAAAGAGAGAGAAUGGUGAUUUUACAUGUGAUGUGAAGAGAGAGGGAGGGGAUUACAAUUUGGAGAGACAGAGCCAAACACCUCAACUAAAGUUUGAGCAUUGUGCACAUGAUUUGAAGAGAGAGGUUGCAAAUAAUUUGAAGAGAGAGAGUGCAUACUCUACUCAUGACAUGUAUAAUGCUGAAUGUUCGGCGGCUAGAUUCGAACCAGUGGACCUCAGUUUGAAAAAUGAUACUUGGGUUGAAAUGAGAAAUCAGCUUUCAUGGAUGAUGAAGGAGAAUAUGAGGCAACAAAGAGAAUUGAUAAAGAAAAAUGCUGAGAAGAGGGAGACGAUAAAGCAGCUACAACUUGAUCUGAUUAAGCUCAAUGAAGAGAACAAUGCACUGCAACAUAAUUUGAUGAUCUCUCAGCCAGUGCCCAGUGAGAAUCGGGUUCAUUUGUGGAGAUGGAGGAGCUUAUCUGUCAACAAGUUAUUUGGGAGAUAAGCUUACCUACUUAGGCAGCUGCUAUUGGAGGCUUUUGAUUAGGGGUAUCAUAAUGAACUCACAUUUAUAGGUUACUUCAUUUCGUUUUGAGAAAGUAUAUGACAUGA